AUGUUUAAUUUAUUUAAAGCAUACCUGUGUUCCACUGGUUUAAAACGGUAGAAAUUCACUGAGCUGUUCAAAUUACACUGAACGCCGAAGAAGAAUACAGGUGAAAACAUGAAACUUAACGCUGUGAAUAUUUUUGUGAUUUAUGUAGUUGGGUUUGCAUAUGCUGCUGUAAUAGAAGUACGUGAAAACUCUACUGUCACUAUAACAUGCGACCUAAACGUCCAAUAUCCAACAUGGAUUGGCCCAGGUGGACUAGCAGACCCUCUUACAAGCGGACAAACGAUAAAUGAAGCGGAUGUGGAGUGGGUGAACAAUAAAGAUCUCAAGAUUGAAAAUGCAAUGUUAAAACAUGACGGCAAUUAUACGUGUUCAGAUAAUAAUGGUAACAGCAAGACCGCUGAAGUUGAUGUUCAACACUUUUCAGCUUGGGCCGAAAUAUCUGUAGCUUCACCACAGAAUACAACAGCAGUGUUCACUUGUGAAUGUCAUAGUAACCCACCUUGUAAAAUAGUUCCUCAAAUUGUUUCGCACAUCGUGCCUGAUAGUGCGCCUACUCACACAACAUUCAAUCCUUGCAGACCAGAUCCAACUCGUCAAAAUAGAAUGAAGUGUAGCACUAUUGCAACAUUAGGAAUGGCAAAGGAAUAUAACGGUCUCAAGGAAAACAGUUGCAAGUUCUCGUACAAAGGCACCGAGGCCUAUAUGACGUUAUCUCCAGAAAAUAAGUUCUACUUUCCACCGACAUAUGUUAACAUAACUGGAGAGAAAGAUGGUAAAACCGUGACACUAAACUGCACAACCGAUUCGUCGAAUCCAGUAGCUGUAUUAAACUGGUAUAAGGGGGAUAAUGAUGUAGCCUCCGAUAAUUUUAGGGUCAUAAGCAACUAUGAAAAAGUCAUUGUUGACGCGGACUAUCAUGGUAAAAAUAUAACACAAUCUCUCGAUAUCAACGUAGAUGAUGUUAAGGAUGGAGAGAAGGCUUUCUGUUGUGCGGAACAAGUACAAACUGAGAUCUGUGAAUCUUUUCUAUUAACACCAUUUAGAGAAACAUCUGGUGGUCACAGUUUUACAGCCUGGAUGACUAUGAUUAUUGUUGGCGUCGCUGUCGCAAUCGUUUGAGGAAACGACAUUACAUACUCUUUUAAAAAAAACAAACUAUAAUAUGUUCAUGACUUUAUUUACAUCAAUUUAUAUUCGUAAAUCCAAUGUAUCUCUAUUAUUCCCAUUUUAAAUAUCGCGAUAUAUUAUUUUGAUACAGAUUUUGUAAUUGAUGCAAUUAUAUUAGCAAGUUAAUAAAUAUAUACUCAGUA
Molecule: messenger RNA, 1310 nt
Organism: Ruditapes philippinarum (Manila clam)
Lineage: Eukaryota; Metazoa; Mollusca; Bivalvia; Venerida; Veneridae
Exons: 6
Coding region: 109-1119 (336 amino acids)
Source: RefSeq, a predicted model, not a curated record